UUCCGCUCGUUUGUAUACUCUACCAGACGACACCAGUAUGGCUACAGCCGGCAUACCGCCUACGACGCUCUCGCCCACCAAGGCCGACGGCUUCAUCUCCGCAGGACGGAACGCACCAGCCACGAAUGGUCACUACCGGAAUGGUUCCGCAACCACCUCGGAUGCCAGCUCGGAGCGCAUACAAAUUAUCAACGAUGAGAAGCAGUUCAACCCGGAGUUGACGAAGCAGAUAGAGAAGUGGGGCCUGCUCAGUGCGGGCUUUGACUACAACCUAGUAGCAGUCUUCGGUUCACAGUCUACCGGGAAAAGUACAUUGCUCAAUCGACUAUUCGGAACAAACUUCGAUGUCAUGGACGAAACGCGACGACAGCAGACGACUAAGGGUAUUUGGAUGUGCAAAGCUAAGGGGGCGAACGUCUUGGUGAUGGAUGUAGAAGGGACGGAUGGACGAGAGCGUGGAGAGGACCAGGACUUCGAGCGCAAAUCUGCUCUCUUCUCCUUGGCCUCCUCUGAGGUACUCAUAGUCAACUUGUGGGAACAUCAAGUCGGUCUGUAUCAGGGUGCGAAUAUGGGUUUGUUGAAGACCGUUUUCGAAGUCAACCUCGGUCUUUUCGGAAAGAAGACACCUGACGGUCGUAACCAACGGACGCUCCUGCUGUUCGUCAUUCGGGACCACAUCGGGACCACGCCUCUGGCCAACCUCCAAGCUACAUUGACGCAAGACAUGCAGAAGAUUUGGGACUCGUUGUCGAAGCCGCCAGAGCUCAAGGACAGGCAGUUGUCCGACUACUUUGACCUGUCGUUCUUCGCCCUUCCUCACAAGGUCCUCGUCCCUGACAAGUUCGAGGCUGAAGUCCAAGAGCUCAAGAAGCGCUUCACGGAAAAACCGAGAGAGGACUACGUGUUCUCUCCGGCUUACCAUAAACGCAUCCCAGCUGACGGCGUAGCGUUCUACAUGGAGGGCAUAUGGGAACAAGUCCAAACCAACAAAGAUCUGGAUUUGCCUACCCAGCAGGAACUUCUUGCACAAUUCCGCUGUGACGAGAUCUCAAGUGCAGCGUUGGCUGAGUUCAACGAACAGUCUAAGUCUCAGAAGAGGCCGAUCGAAUCCGGCAAGGUCGUGGAGGGUCUGGGCAAAAUGAUGCGUGCUUGGCGCAGUCAAGCCUUGGAGCGCUACGACAGGGACGCAUCCCGCUACCACCAAGGCGUUUAUAAGCGCAAGCGCGUCGACCUCAUUGGCGUCAUCGACUCGACGCUCUCCGCUCUAUUCCUCGGUCAGCUCAAGAACCUCCACAAGAGCAGUCUCGCAUCAUACAAGAAGGAGAUGCUCGAUGGCAUGCGUGGCGAAGGCUAUAACUUCGCGGAUGUCGUUGCGUCUGCCCGCGCACGUCUCGAGAAGCGCUUCCUCCAAGGCGCACAAGAAGCGCUUGUCGAAGGCACGGAUUGGUCUUAUGAAGAAGAGCUUGGUCUGCUUCGCGAAGAGGCCCGUAUUGUCGCCGAUCAGUGCAGGAAGGACGAGACCAAGAAGAUGGUCAAUGUUAUCGAGCGUAACUUCAAGAAGCAGAUCUCGGAGCCCGUCGAUGUGUACCUCAACCAGCCGUCACCUGACAUGUGGGACAAGGUUCUGAAAGUGUUUCGGGAGACACUUGACAAAGCCGAGUCGUCGUAUCUGACCAAGGCGAAGAGUUUCGAUUGCACGGAUGAGGAGAACGCGACGGCACUGACCACCUUGCGCAAGCGUGCUUGGCUGGCACUCCGUGCGAAGAUCGACGAGCAGACUGCUGACACCAUCUUCCUGGGCAAGCUCCGGAAUUACUUCGAGGAACGUUUCCGUUACGACGAGAGUGGCACGCCCCGCGUCUGGAAGCCCGACGAUGAUAUUGACACGGCGUUCAGGAAAGCGAAGGAGCAGACUCUUGAGCUUGUCCCGCUCUACUGGAAGAUCAAGCCCCUCGAUCUCUCGCUGGAGUUUACGCUGCCAUCCGAGACCUCAGAUUCACUGACGAGCACAGAAGAGUUCGACUUCCCGUCAACGCUCGUCGUGUUCUCCGAGACGAAGGCCCUUGACCUCACCAAUCGUUUCCGCAAGGACGCCGACGCGUACUACGUCGAGGCGAAGCGGAGCAUGGUCUCGAGCGUGGCGCAGAUCCCGUACUGGAUGUACGGCGUGCUCGUCGUGCUCGGCUGGAACGAGGCAAUGGUUGUGCUCUUCAACCCACUGUACUUCACGAUGCUAUUAAUCUUGCUGGUCUCGGCAUAUGUCAUUGUGCAGCUCGGAAUGACCGGCCCUGUUCUGCAAAUUCUCAAGUCUCUCUUCAGCGAGACCCACCGCCAAGUCGAAGGGCGUCUUCGCGACCACUUCUCGCAGCCACAGCUCGCUCAGCCUGUGCGCGCGUCGCGUUCACGUAGUGGUACCUCCAAUGACGAGCCCGAGAGGGAUGUCAGGCGGCGGAAUGUCGAGCCGUACUGAGCUUGAGGUUGUAGCUACGACACAAGUAAGAUCUUACAUGAUACUCGGCGGAUGGACUUAAUCAAAUGUCUUGGAUCCCAAACUUUACGUCACCCACGUACCC
This is a messenger RNA of Dichomitus squalens LYAD-421 SS1, 2573 nucleotides long. RefSeq names its product protein SEY1. The record is from RefSeq and is a predicted model, not a curated record. Bases 38 to 2470 code for a protein of 810 amino acids. The transcript is spliced from 13 exons. NCBI's taxonomy places the organism in Eukaryota, Fungi, Basidiomycota, Agaricomycetes, Polyporales, Polyporaceae. Gene Ontology annotation, cellular component: endoplasmic reticulum. Gene Ontology annotation, biological process: endoplasmic reticulum membrane fusion. Gene Ontology annotation, molecular function: GTP binding; GTPase activity.